AUGAAGUUCAACGACAUCGUUCUUGUAGCCCUUGCGGCUUCCACAGAAGCAUCCCCUCUUGUCAGCGUUAGCAAGCGGGAGGAAGUCUGGGACAACAAGGACACGUUGUGUAAAAGAAGUACCAAGACCCCGGAGGAAGCCGCAGCUGUGUGGGAAGACACAGCGGCAGGCGUACAGCUGGAGCUUUUCAUCAAGGGGCACUGGGAACACCAGAACUCUUGGCUCAAGAACAUGGAGAGCACUAUCCAGGAUGGAAGCAUCUCAGGACAAUCCCCAGCCAAUGGUUGUGGAGCUCUCUCGGGCACUUGCGCACCGCUGAACGACAUGUCUUGCGAUGAGCAGUUUGACAAGUUUGGAGCUGCGCCUCUUGGCAAGAUUUCGUACUGGAUUUUCAAGGCUGCCCAAGGAGCACGCAACAAGCUCCUGGGAAUGAAAGACCAACUGACAGAGCAGACAAUCAUUAGCAAUGGACAGAUUGAUCAAAUGGCUGUGGACUUUGGAGGUGAUAGCGAUGGCGGAGCACAUGCUCUUACCUGGCUUGCGGCGGCUUCGACCAUGGCCAAUGGUUUGGGUGGUCUUAUCCCUGGAGCCGGUCCUGGUAUUGCGGCUGGCUUUGGAUUCCUCGGUGGUCUCUUCUCCGGCCUGGCAUCUGAAGCCGAAGGUAACGAGGUUGAUGCAGCCGACAUUAAAUCCGGUCUCGCUAAAGCCUACGAGAAAGCCCAGGGCAAGAUUGACACUGUACUCUCCCUUGCCAUGGGUGGUGGGUCCAACCCCGAAGACUACAAUGUCCUUCCCGCACCUGAAUGGGACACCUAUGAGACCAAGGUUGCAAAGUUCUUCAACGGAGGAUGGUGGCUUACCGAUGAUGACGCCACGGCUGUCAACCUGGUCCUUCGAUCUGUUGGUAACAACCUGGCUAUGAAAGUUGCAAACUCAAUCAUGAAGUCAGCCGGAAUCCGUCUUGUUGCCGAACAAAAUGACAAGUUCAAGACAGCGGAGGAUUGCGGUUAUGCACCGGGCCGCCAGUGGAUGGAGCUCAAGGAUGGUCAAUUCUACUGCUUCUACCUCAUGCGAGGCGGUAAUGAUCCUGAGGAUGUCGACGAUGUCAUCUACGAGAAGAUGGCUGAGCAUGGACUUGGUAACCGAGAGGCCUACUACCGUUCCGUUAUCGACUGUGCUCUCAACGGCGGAGGAGAGGUAAAUGCAGGCGAGAAUGUCUUUGGCGAGAUCCCACGAUGCUUCUUUGAUCUUCCCGCCAAAUUCGUCAAGAGACAUCAAAACUCAUGUGGAUUGCUGCCCUGUUACUCCAACAAGGAAAGUGACCUUGAGUAA
Fusarium venenatum is the source of this 1332-nucleotide messenger RNA. RefSeq lists its product as uncharacterized. NCBI's taxonomy places the organism in Eukaryota, Fungi, Ascomycota, Sordariomycetes, Hypocreales, Nectriaceae. The record is from RefSeq and is a predicted model, not a curated record.